Molecule: messenger RNA, 4173 nt
Organism: Odocoileus virginianus texanus
Lineage: Eukaryota; Metazoa; Chordata; Mammalia; Artiodactyla; Cervidae
Source: RefSeq, a predicted model, not a curated record
CCGAUGAAUGGAGUCGCCUUCUGCCUGGUCGGGAUCCCGCCUCGCCCGGAGCCCCGGCCCCCCAAGCUGCCCCUGGGCCCAAGAGAUGGGUGCUCUCCCGCUCGCCCCCUCCCUUGGCAGGGCCCACGGACACUGCUCCUGCACAAAAGCCUCCAGGAUGGCUUCGGCUUCACCCUGCGCCACUUCAUCGUGUACCCGCCCGAGUCCGCCGUGCACUGCAGCCUGAAGGAAGAAGAGGAUGGAGGCCGAGGAGGAGGACCCUCCCCCCGGCACCGCCUGGAGCCCAUGGACACCAUCUUUGUCAAGCAUGUGAAGGGUGAUGGCCCAGCCCAUAGGGCGGGCCUUCGCACAGGAGACCGGCUGGUGAAGGUGAAUGGGGAAAGCGUCAUUGGGAAGACCUACUCCCAGGUCAUAGCUCUGAUCCAGAAUAGCGAUGACACUCUGGAACUCUCCAUCAUGCCCAAGGACGAGGACAUCCUCCAGCUGGCCUACUCCCAGGACGCCUACCUGAAGGGGAACGAGCCGUAUUCUGGAGAGGCCCGGAGCAUCCCCGAGCCGCCCCCGAUCUGCUACCCCCGAAAGACCUACGCCCCGCCAGCCCGGGUCUCCACCUGGGCCACUAUGGUUCCUGAGCCGCUCUCAGCACUGCCCGGUGACCCCCGGAGUCCUGCUGCCUGGAGUGACCCGGGGCCCCGCAUCCCAUCUACUGCCCGCUCCCAUCCGGACCACCCUUCCUUGGGGAUGAGCCAGCCCCGCCCCAGCCCUGGUGCCUUCCCCCGCCUCCCCCCAGAGCCCCGGACGCCUCGUGCCUUCCCGGAGCCUGGCAGCCGGGCGCCCCCCAGCAGACUGGAGUGCCAGCAGGCCUUGUCACACUGGUUGUCGAACCAGGUACCCCGCAGGGCGGGGGAGAGACGGUGCCCCGCCAUGCCCCCCCGGGCCCGCAGUGCCUCCCAGGACCGACUAGAGGAGGUGACUGCCCAUCGCCCUUGGCCCUGCUCCACCUCCCAGGGUGCCUUGAGCCAGCUGGGCCAGGAGGGCUGGCACCGAGCGCGCUCAGACGACUACCUGAGCCGGGCCACCCGCUCUGCCGAGGCGCUGGGGCCAGGAGCGCUGGUGUCACCCCGCUUUGAGCGCUGCGGCUGGGCUUCCCAGCGUUCCUCUGCCCGCACCCCUGCCUGCGCACCCAGGGACCUGCCCGGGCCCCAGGCACCAGCUCCGCCUGGCCUGCAGGGCCUGGAUGACCUCGGGUACAUCGGGUACCGGAGCUACAGCCCAUCAUUCCAGCGCCGGACUGGCCUCCUGCAGGCGCUCUCCUUCCGGGACUCCCCCUUUGGGGGGCUACCCACCUUCAACUUGGCCCAGUCCCCCGCACCGUUCCCACCAGAGGCCUCUGAACCACCAAGAGUUGUCCGACCAGAACCCAGCACCCGGGCCCCGGAGCCUCCCGCCGAGGAUCGCCGUGAUGAAGUGAUCCUGAGGCAGAAGCCCCCCACGGGCCGCAAGGUCCAGCUGCCCCCCGCAAGACAGAUGAACAUUGGGUUUGGUGAUGAGUCCCCAGAGCCAGAGGCCAGUGGGCGAGGGGAACGCCCGGCCAGGAAGGUGGCCCCUUUGGCCACUACUGAAGACUCUCUGGCUUCCAUUCCCUUCAUCGACGAGCCCACCAGCCCCAGCAUUGACCUCCAAGCCAAGCACGUCCCUGCUUCUGCUGUGGUCUCCAGCGCCAUGAACUCCGCCCCUGUCCUGGGCACCAGCCCAUCCUCCCCAACCUUCACCUUUGCCCUGGGCCGCCAUUACUCCCAGGACUGCAGCAGCAUCAAGGCCGGCCGCCGUUCUUCCUACUUGUUGGCCAUUACCACCGAGCGCUCCAAGUCCUGCGACGACGGGCUCAACACCUUUCGGGAUGAGGGCCGGGCUCUGCGGCGCCUGCCGAACCGCGUGCCCAGCCUGCGGAUGCUUCGAAGCUUCUUCACUGAUGGGUCCUUGGAUAGCUGGGGCACUUCUGAAGAUGCUGACGCUCCUUCCAAGCGACACUCAACCUCUGACCUCUCGGAUGCGACCUUUAGUGACAUCAGGAGAGAAGGCUGGUUGUAUUAUAAGCAGGUCCUCACCAAGAAAGGGAAGGUAAGAUGGCUGGAGGAAGCCGCUGCGGGGGACUGCGGGCAGGAGGCCGCCGCAGGUGCCGGCGGGAGUGGCGCAGAGCAGGGGCUCCCGGAGGGCAGUGGGGUGGAGGGCCCACCGCUGUCCACUGCAGCUCCUAGGGCCCCCUCGGGCUCCGGGGGCGGGGAGGGCAGGCGCAGCCUCUCACCCCGGCUCAUCGGCUCCUGCCUGGUGGACAUCUCCUACAGCGAGACCAAGAGGAGGCACGUGUUCCGGCUGACCACCGCUGACUUCUGUGAAUAUCUCUUUCAGGCUGAGGACCGGGAUGACAUGCUGGGCUGGAUCAGAGCGAUCCGAGAGAACAGCAGGGCCGAGGGCGAGGACCCCGGCUGUGCCAACCAAGCUCUGAUCAGCAAGAAGCUUAAUGAUUAUCGCAAAGUGAGCCAUAGCUCUGGGCCCAAAGCUGAUUCUUCCCCCAAAGGCUCUCGUGGCCUGGGGGGACUCAAGUCUGAGUUCCUCAAACAGAGUACGGCACGUGGCUUCAGAACUCAGGACCAGCCUGCAGGGAGCAAGGAUGACAGUGUCUCCACCUCCAAAACCCCCUGGGGCAUCAACAUCAUCAAGAAGAACAAGAAGGCAGCCCCCAGGGCCUUUGGGGUCCGGCUGGAGGAGUGCCAGCCAGCCACGGAGAACCAGCGUGUCCCCUUGAUUGUGGCCGCAUGCUGUCGAAUCGUGGAGGCACGGGGGCUGGAGUCCACGGGCAUUUACCGAGUCCCAGGCAACAAUGCAGUGGUGUCCAGCCUGCAGGAACAGCUCAACCGUGGCCCUGGGGACAUCAACCUACAGGAUGAGCGCUGGCAAGACCUCAACGUGAUCAGCAGCCUGCUCAAGUCCUUCUUUCGAAAGCUACCUGAGCCUCUUUUCACCGAUGACAAAUACAACGACUUCAUCGAGGCCAAUCGCAUUGAAGACUCGAGGGAGCGCUUGAAGACGCUGCGGAAGCUGAUCCGGGAUCUCCCAGGACACUACUAUGAAACACUCAAAUUCCUCGUGAGUCAUCUGAAGACCAUUGCCGACCACUCGGAGAAAAACAAGAUGGAGCCCCGAAACUUAGCCCUGGUCUUCGGGCCAACGCUGGUGAGGACGUCUGAGGACAACAUGGCAGACAUGGUGACCCACAUGCCUGACCGCUACAAGAUUGUAGAGACGUUGAUCCAGCACUCAGACUGGUUCUUCAGCGACAGCGAGGACAAGGGAGAGAGAACCCCUGUGGAUGACAAGGAGCCUCAGUCAGUGCCAAACAUCGAGUACCUCCUGCCUAACAUUGGCAGGACCGUGCCGCCUGGAGAGCCGGGCUCAGAUUCCACCACCUGUAGUUCAGCCAAGUCUAAGGGCUCAUGGGCCCCCAAGAAGGAGCCGUACACCCGGGAGAUGCUGGCGAUCUCCUUCAUCUCGGCGGUCAACCGCAAGCGGAAGAAGCGGCGGGAGGCGCGGGGACUGGGCAGCAGCACAGACGACGACUCGGAGCAGGAAGCGCACAAGCCUGAGGCGGGGGCACCGGCGCCGGGGGCCCAGGACCGGCCGGAGGGGCAGCGGCCGGGAGCCGCAGCCCCCGAGGCCCCCGGACGCCUCAGCCCCCAGGCGGCGCCGGAGGAGCGGCCGGCCGCGGACACGCGCUCCAUCGUCUCGGGCUACUCCACCCUGUCCACCAUGGACCGCAGCGUGUGCUUCGGCACCGCCGAUGACAUGCUGGCCGUGCGGCUGCGGCGGCCGCUGUCCCCCGAGACGCGGCGGCGCCGGAGCAGCUGGCGCCGCCACACAGUGGUGGUGCAGAGCCCGCUGACCGACCUCAACUUCAACGAGUGGAAGGAGCUGGGAGGCGGGGGUCCCCCGGAGGCCGCGGGCCCGCGGGCGCACAGCGACAACAAGGACUCGGGCCUCAGCAGCCUGGAGUCCACCAAGGCGCGGGCCCCGUCGACAGCCGCCUCUCUGCCGCCCGCGCCCGGGGACCCGGGAGCGCCGCAGAGCCAGCCCCCGCGCCGCUCAGCCGCCUCCCGCCUCCAUCAGUGUCUGUGA